GUCUCCUAACCUAAAAACUUGAGCAGACGGCAUUUCAGCGGUGCGCGUAAAUGACGCAUGUAAACAAUUAUUUUUGUACACUUAUUUAUCAAUUAUUGUGCAAUUUUUAUUAAAAAACAUUGAAGCUUGAAACUAAUUUUAACAAUUAUAUUCAUAGAGCACUAAAUAAAUUGAAGAUAACAAUAAUCUUUGUGAAUUUUCUAGUCGUGUUUUAAAAGAUUUAAAUAAUAAAAAUGUCGGGACAACAGCAUCCAUUUCCAUCAGGAUUUCCAAAUACUCAACAAUCGACUAUGCGCAAUCAAUUUGGAGGCGGUCAAAUGGUUUCCAGUUUGAUGGGACCACAACAAGGAGGAAUGGUGAAUCCUCAACAAUUUGGUCCUGGAGUUGGUACAGGAGUUAGUUCAAAUCCAAUGGGGAUGCUUAGUGCCCAACAAGUCCUAGCACAGCAGCAACAACAACAGACAAAUGCUCUGCAACAAAUGCAACAUUUACAACAACAACAACAACAGCAGCAGCAACAGCAACAACAACAAAUGCAAAUGCAACAACAACAGCAACAAGUUGCUUUGGUUCAACAAAAUAGUCAAAGUGGAAGUGCAGCCUCAACUCCACAAACUCCAGUUCCACCUACUCAACCACCUCAAGCACAAAAACAACCCGGUAAAGAUAUUAAUACUGCCAGUCUUUGUCGAUUUGGCCAAGAAACAGUGCAGGAAAUUGUUAGUAGAACACAGGAAUUAUUUCAAACUUUAAAAGUUCUUCAACCACCAAAUGGAACUGCACAGGGUUCGACAAUAGCAAAUGAAAAGAAAGCAAAAGUAACGGAACAUUUAAGAACAUUAAAUUUAUUAUUUAAUCGAUUGAGAUUAAUUUAUGAAAAAUGUAAUGAAAGUUGUCAAUCGGGAAUGGAGUACACACAUAUUGAAAGUUUGAUUCCACUUAAAGAGGAAUGGGAUAUGAAAUCAGAUGAAAAAAAAUCAUCAGAAGCUUAUCGACUUGUAUAUGAAGAAAGUAAAGAAGUUAUGGAGCAAGUCAUCUUGAAAAACAGGCAUCUCAAAGAGAUAAUUGAUCAUUUAAGGCGCAUUAUAUCCGAAAUAAAUACAAUGUUAACUAUGCGACGAUCUUAGAAAUAAUUUAUAUGUAUAUGUAUGUUAAGUAUAAUUGCUUAAAGAUAUUUUACUGCCUAUUUGAUAUAAUAAAAAAAAAUAAUCGUAAAUAUAA
Leptopilina boulardi is the source of this 1221-nucleotide messenger RNA. RefSeq names its product mediator of RNA polymerase II transcription subunit 30-like. Lineage: Eukaryota; Metazoa; Arthropoda; Insecta; Hymenoptera; Figitidae. The transcript is spliced from 5 exons. The coding region runs from base 234 to 1127 and encodes 297 amino acids. Gene Ontology annotation, cellular component: mediator complex. Gene Ontology annotation, biological process: positive regulation of DNA-templated transcription. The record is from RefSeq and is a predicted model, not a curated record. Gene Ontology annotation, molecular function: transcription coregulator activity.